UGAGAUGCUUAUUUUAUUGAUUUUGGGCUCAGAGAUGGAUUCAUCAGAACGAUCAACAAUUAGAAGCGAGCAGAAAUCCAGAAAAUUCUUAAAAAGUCUAAUAAGAAAGCAGCCUCGAGACCUUCUUCUUGUGAUUGGAACUGGGGUGAGUGCUGCAGUAGCGCCAGGAAUCCCAGCUCUGUGCUCCUGGAGAAGCUGCAUUGAGGCUGUAAUUGAAGCAGCUGAACAGCUGGAGGUGCUUCAUCCGGGAGAUGUUGCUGAAUUUCGUAAAAAAGUAAUCAAAGACAGAGACCUGCUUGUGGUUGCACAUGAUCUCAUCAGGAAGAUGUCACCACGCACUGGGGAUACGAAGCCAAACUUCUUCCAGGAUUGCUUAAUGGAGGUGUUUGAUAAUUUAGAACAACACAUUCAGAAUCCUGUUGUUCUGCAAUCAAUUCUGAGACUCAUGGAGAGAGGCACAAUGGUUCUGACUACAAACUAUGAUAAUUUACUUGAAAUAUUUGGUCAGCAGCAGGGUAAACCUAUGGAAUCUUUAGACUUGAAAGAUAAGGACAAGGUUCUUCAGUGGGCAAGAGGUCAUAUAAAAUAUGGAGUUCUUCAUAUUCAUGGCUUAUAUACAGAUCCUUGUGGAAUGGUGCUAGAUCCCUCGGGAUAUAAAGAUGUUACUCAAGAUCCUGAAGUCAUGGAAGUUCUUCAAAAUUUGUAUCGAACCAAGUCUUUUUUGUUUUUGGGCUGUGGAGAGACUCUGCGUGAUCAGAUAUUCCAAGCUCUUUUUCUUUAUACUGUAAAGAAUAAAGUGGAUUUAGAACAUUAUAUGUUGGUGCUUAAAGAAAAUGAAGACCACUUUUUUAAGCUCCAGGCAGAUAUGCUGCUGCACGGAAUAAAAGUAGUGUCCUACGGGGACUGCUUUAAACAAUUCCCAGAGUACGUACAAGAUCUGACCGCUCAAAUCUGCAAGCAGAGAAGUCCAGAUGCUGAUCGAGUGGACAGCACAACAUUGUUGGGAACUUCAUGUGUGGACUGUGCUAAAAGGAAGUUAGGAGAAAAUGGCACUGACUCUCCUAAGAGAAUCAAGCAGUCAGAUAAUGGUAUACCCACUAUUUAAUGGAAAAAAAAAAAAAAACCCAAAACCCAAUCCAGAAGCUUUUUAACAGUAGGUGUUUUACAUCUGCUGCAUAGAAGGUUUUGAGCUGAGUAUUUCCAUGGUUUUAAGUGGAAUAAAAAUUGUGCAUCUUAGCCUUUUCUUUUCUAGAGCUGUAAAUGUGUAAUGAUGUAAAGCUUGAAAGUCAUACUAGUCACUCUCCAGGCACUUCCAUACUACUAGAACUGUAUCUGCAGGGUUAUUUAGAAGCAGGUGCAAGUUUUCUCUGCCUGUGCUUCAAGCCAGUGUGACCAAGCUCUCACCAAGGUGAAGCCACAACAGAGGUGACGUUUGAAUCUGUCAAAAAUGACUUUUGGCAUACCUGCGACUAUCUGUUAGUUGCCUUUAAAAUGAAGGGGUUUCUGUUCUUAUCAGCUGAACUGCAGUCAGGCUGCUGGAGGUUGAACUCUUCAGGGGUCUGUCAGCACAAGGCUGCUUGCAAGCUUCAGAUUCAGAUCCCUAAGCUGUUAGGAACAGGAAUUGUUUCACGUUUAUAGAACCUGCAUCAUGAUAACCUGCCUAUUUUACACUUUUAGCAUGAGUAUUUGUUUUCAUUUGUCAGUCUGUUAAGGCAUGAGAUCACAUGGGGAGAAAAGGAUGUAAUAGUAAUUUAUCGGCAAGGACAUACCAUAUGUACAUGGGGGCUUACUGACCUAUUUGCAGUGUAUUUCUAUGGAAAUAUUUUAAAUAUUGUUGUCUAAAUCAGAGUAUGCUGCCAGUUAUCUCAGAAAGCAGAUAAUGGAUAGUCUUAUGCAGCAGAAUUAAAACCAGUUAGUAUCUAAUUAUGUAUCUGUAGACAAUUUCUAGUGUACAAGUUUGACUUCAGUUGAACUCAAAUGAUUAAGGUUAGGCACUGUAUUAACUGUUUUUUUUUCUGAGGUGCUGUUACUUCACCUACCACUGAAUUGUCUCAGCACUAAACUGACGUAAUUACCAGUCCAGUUGCUAACACUGGUAAUCUUCUGAAAUUUUGUAGUCAGCUGCCUCUCACCUCAGUGUCUGCAGGAGAGCAUGUUCAGGACCAUUCUUUGUUCUGAUACCGGCACAUUCGUAUCUAGCAGUCCUGGAGGGUUGCUUCAGCAGGUUUCUCUGCUUAUGUUCCCUGUGGAUUUCAUCUGUUAUGCCUUCUGAGAUCACGUCACACUAUAGUGAGGUUUUACAGGGAGAGGAAGUGAUGGGUCUGUCAGAUGAACUUUCUGUCUGGAUUGUGGUGUGUCAACUCUUUACUUCCAUGUCACAAAAACAAUUUCUGCUUGUUCUCUAGUAUGUAUGUGUGCAAAAUGAAAAGCUUGAAAGUGAGGUGCAUGCUUCUUUCUCGACUAACAACUACUGAGAUGGGUAGAGUUUUUGUGGUGUGUAAGUCUUUGUCCCUGUUCUGAAGUAGGUAAAGAUCUGAAGACAUUUUGCCUAGAAAAGCAAUCAUCUUAAACAAUGCAUGCACACUGACUUGUCUCUUCUACCCCAGAAGAAAACACCCAGUCGUCUUUUCAUGAUUGUCAGUCUGGAAACCAUACUUGGGUUUUAGUAUGCGAUAUAAUUGCUAAGGACCUCAAGUAUCAGUUCUCAAGGUUUCAGCCAUGUUUUCUAAAAGGUAAAAAUCAAAAGCAAAACCAGCCUGAAUAUAGACUGUACUCAUCCUCUCCCUUUGAGAUAUUGUAUUCAUACAUCACUUUUGAAAAUUAAGUCUUUUAGCAUCGCAUAUAGCAUUAUCUGUAAGACUAACCUCUAAAAUUUGCUUCUCUAGUCAGCAUGAAUUGGCUGUUUUGAAAAGUGAUCUGUCAUGCUAUUUUGGAUGCUGAUUAUCAGCUUAGAACACUUGAAUUGUUGCCUCAAGCUGCAGCAAAAUUAAUCAGAUGAGCAAAGCUAUUUAUGACCCUGAUUACUGCAAUUAUUUAAGCCCAACCUAAAGUCAUACAACUCCUUAUCUUGUGCCUGAAGUCAGAUCCACGUCAUUAGGAAAUCACAUUCCCUCCCUGUGGUAAGGAUCAACUUACACCCACCAUUGGUGAUUCUUCCGUUUUGUAGACACUCCUGAACUGCAACUCGCACAACAGCCUCCCCUGACUCAACUGCCAUUUAUUUGCAUCCUGCAAAGCAGAUGAGUAAGUAAGGGGUUAUUUUAAUUCCUAACAUAUGCAAUGAGAAGGUAGAAAUGCCUAGUUUUGGUGUUGUCCGCCCCCUCCCCCUCCAUCGAAUAUAUUUUAGUCAUCUUAGGGAUGGGAUUGCCUUGCAGCUACCUCAGGGUUUAAAAUACAAUCAAAAGGGACAGAACCUGAAACUUGUCUGUUCCAUUUAUCUGUUAAGUGAAAGAGUAACUUGUUUAAUGCCCUAUUCAAAUUAUUACCUGAAUACCGUGAAAGAACUAACCCUACAAAUUGGCAUGUUAAAUGAUGUUUGCUGAUUCUACUGUAGAUGGCUCUUUUUCCACUUAAUUCAUAAUUUUUUUAAAAAAUAGGAGUAAGGUAUUUACUGAAAGCAAACUUGUUGACCAUUUAUUAUCCUGUUUUGCUUAAGCUGUGUAAUGAAGUUGAUUGAUAGUACAUCUCUGAUGAUGGCAUACACUCUUUUAAUAAAAUAUUUAAAGCUGAACAGACCA
This is a messenger RNA of Gymnogyps californianus (California condor), 3737 nucleotides long. It is a transcript of the gene SIRAL2, whose product is annotated as family with sequence similarity 118 member A. NCBI's taxonomy places the organism in Eukaryota, Metazoa, Chordata, Aves, Accipitriformes, Cathartidae. The coding region runs from base 5 to 1105 and encodes 366 amino acids. The record is from RefSeq and is a predicted model, not a curated record. The transcript has 8 exons.